AUGCUCCUGUCUCCCGUCCCUGGCAGUGCUGACCCCAAAGCUCCCAGCCCCAGCAAGGGGCUGCGCUUCGCGCAGAGAGCCCUCCGGGCCUGGAUUGGGGGUAUCCGAGCGGGCUCCGUCGCGUCCUGCGGGAACCACGUGAAGGCCAGCUGCCGCUGGAUCGCCUUCAAUGCCGAGGCGCCAGAUGUGGUGAUGGACUUUGACUUCUCGCCCUUCGAUCAGUUCCUGCUGGCUACGGGCUCUGCUGACAAGACGGACAAGAAACUGCGGAUCUUUGACCCCCGAGCCAGCCCGGCUGCCUCCCAGAGUGUCCUGGGACACGAGCACAACAAGGACUCCCGGCUGCUCUGGAUGGGCUCAACCGAUUGCCUCAUCUCUGUCGGGUUCAGCCAGAUGCGGGAGCGGGAGGUGAAGCCGCGGGACACGCGGCAGUUCAGCAAGGCGAUGCUNACCGUGGCGCUGGGCGCCGCGCCCGGGGCGGCCAUCCCGCUGUACGACACCGACACAGGGCUGCUGGUGCUGGCGGGGAAGGGAGAAAACCUCCUGUACUGCUUCGAGGUGACACCGGCGCAGCCGGCACUUACCCAGGUGACCCAGUGCCGGACGGAGGGCAGCACGCGGGGCCUGGCCGCUGUGCCGCGCCUGGCCCUGGACGUCAUGGCCUGCGAGGUGCUCCGCGUUCUGCAGCUCACUGACACCACCCUCGUCCCCGUCAGCUACCUGGUGCCACGCAAGGCAGCGACAGCCACGCACCGCUCAACCUUACCAGGUCACACGGAGAAGAUCUACUCCAUCCGCUUCCACCCCGUGGCAUCCGAUCUCCUGGUUUCCUCCUCCUACGACAUGACAGUGCGGAUCUGGGAGCUGAGCGCCGGGCAGGAAGCCUUGUGCCUGUGGGGACACACUGAUCAGAUUUUCAGCCUGGCUUGGAGCCCCGACGGGAAGAAGCUGACGACAGUGAGUAAAGACGGCCGGUUACGGCUCUACGAGCCCCGGCGCAGCNNNCACCCCAUGCAGGAGGGUCCGGGUCCCGAGGGGGCCCGUGGAGCACGCCUGGUUUGGGUUUGCGGUGGCGACUACCUCCUGGUGUCCGGCUUCGAUAGCCGCAGCGAGAGGAGGAUCCUCCUGUACCGGGCGCAGGCUCUGCCCGAGGGCCCCUUGUCUGUCCUCGGCCUUGACGUGGCCCCUUCAACCCUCCUGCCCUUCUACGAUGAGGAUACUGGCGUUGUCUUCCUCACCGGCAAGGGUGACACCAGAGUCUUCCUCUACGAGGUGACGCCCGAGCCCCCCUAUUUCCUCGAGUGCAACAGCUUCACCUCCAACGAACCCCACAAGGUAAAGGGGGGGCCCUCGAGCCGGGCAGCGGCAGAGGCGCGAGGGCGAUCAGAGAGGCCCCAGUCCGCCGCCGCCUCCCGCAUCAUCGGCAUCAGCCUCCAGGAAGCCCAGCAGAUCCUCAACGUCUCAAACCUCAGCCCGGAGGAGAUCCAAAAGAACUACGACCACUUGUUCAAGGUGAACGACAAGUCGGUGGGAGGCUCCUUCUACCUGCAGUCCAAGGUGGGGAGAGCCAAGGAGCGGCUGGAC
This is a messenger RNA of Opisthocomus hoazin, 1584 nucleotides long. Lineage: Eukaryota; Metazoa; Chordata; Aves; Opisthocomiformes; Opisthocomidae. The record is from RefSeq and is a predicted model, not a curated record.